Molecule: messenger RNA, 5359 nt
Organism: Diorhabda sublineata
Lineage: Eukaryota; Metazoa; Arthropoda; Insecta; Coleoptera; Chrysomelidae
Gene: Parp1
Product: poly [ADP-ribose] polymerase
Exons: 13
Coding region: 110-3076 (988 amino acids)
Cellular component (GO): nucleus
Molecular function (GO): NAD binding; DNA binding; zinc ion binding
Source: RefSeq, a predicted model, not a curated record
GUUGGCAACGUUGGUCAGUUAAUUGAAACAGGUUGGAUUAACUGGUUGUUUGUUUAAAUAAAACGUUUGGUUAUUUAUAGGAAGUUGUAAUUUUUCUAAUUUUUUGGAAAUGAGUAAAACAGAUCUGCCGUAUUUGGCAGAAUAUGCCAAAUCCGGCCGUUCCAGCUGCAAAGGCUGCAAAACAUCAAUUAAUCAAGGUUCUUUGCGUCUUGCUGUUAUGGUGCAGUCUCCACAUUUUGAUGGGAAGCAACCACGUUGGUUUCAUUUCUCAUGCUUUUUUCAAAAGCAAAGACCAAAAAGUAUUGAUGACAUUGAACAUUUCGAAGCACUAAGAGUAGAAGAUCAAGACAAAAUAAAAGAAAAAGUUACAUUAUCUGAAGUGAAAAUUAUUCCUGAUAAAAAAGGAAAAAAAAGGGGUAAUGAUGGAGGGGCUUCUACAUUAAAAAAGGAAGCAAUGAAGGAUUUCCGUAUUGAGUAUGCUAAAUCUGGUAGAGCUGGAUGCAGAGGAUGUGAACAGAAAAUUCUUAAAGAUGAAUUACGUAUCUCCAAAAAAGAUUUUGAAACUGAGGUUGGUAAAAAAUAUGGUGGACAAGAUAUGUGGCAUCAUGUGAGUUGUUUUGCUCAACUCAGAAGUGAUCUUGGGUAUUUUGAAUCUGGUGAUAAACUACCGGGCUUUAAAGGACUCUCAAAAGAUGACCAGGAAAAUGUUAAGAAACAGAUAGUUGCAAUUAAACAGGAAGAUGUACCUCCAGUAAAGAAAAUGAAAACUGAAGAUGAUGUUGAUAAAAAAGAUAAUGAAUACAGGGAGCAAAAUAAACUUAUGUAUAAAUAUAGAGAUUCUCUUGAUGAGUUAGGAUCAAAAACAAAAACAGUUUUAGUACAACUACUUGAAUAUAAUAAUCAAAAACCAUUUACAGGAAAAGAUAGGAUGCUGGAUCAAGUAGCAGAUGCAAUGACCUUUGGAGCAUUAGAACCAUGUGAUAGUUGCAAAGGCCAGUUUGAGUACACAAACAGCGGUUACAUUUGCACUGGAGACCUUACAGAGUGGACAAAAUGUAAUAAAACAGUAAAAGAGCCAAAACGCAAGUCAUUUAAGGUACAAAAAGAAUUGAAAGAAGAAUACCCUUUCCUUAAGAAGUAUAAAUACAUACCUAGAACUAGAAUUAUUAAAAUUAAAACUCCAACUAAUGGUGUGAAGAAAGAAAAAGUAGAAGAAAAUGUGGAGCCUCGUGUUAAGAGGGAAACUCCCCCACUGUAUGAAAUGAAAUUCGUUAUCUUGGGGAAACCGCCAAAGGGUAAAGAUGAGAUAAAAAAACUUAUAACUUCCCUAGGAGGAAAAGUUGUAACUAAAAUAGAUAAAACUGUUCUGGCUGUAAUCUCCACAUCUGAAGAAGUUGAAAAAAUGAGUAGUAGAAUGUCAGAAGCUGAAAGUGAACAAAUACACGUCGUUUCCGAUGAUUUUUUAGAUGAAGCUAAGAGUAAUACUGGAAAAAUUCCUGAUUUAAUUAUUAAGAAGAGUAUUUGCAAUUGGGGAUCGGACCCAACCGUUCGUCUUCCUGAGGAACCAUCUACAAGUCGAAAAUCAAAAUCUCAAAGCAUUUACACCAAAUCUGUACCGAAAUCAGUAAAAAUGAAAUUGAAGGGAGGUACUGCCGUCGAUCCUGAUUCGGGACUGGAAGAUACGGCUCAUGUAUACCAAAAUAAAAGUGACAAAUUUAAUGCUAUUCUUGGCUUAACUGAUAUUCAAUCUGGUAAAAACAGUUAUUACAAGUUGCAAGUUCUGGAACAUGAUAAAAAAAACGCUUACUGGUUGUUCAGAUCUUGGGGAAGAAUAGGUACUACUAUUGGAAAUCAUAAAUUAGAAUCUAUGGGAACUUUGCAAGAAGCACUAAUGCAGUUCAGAGAUUUGUACAAGGAGAAAACAGGCAAUGAUUGGGACAAUAGAGACAAUUUCAAAAAAAUGCCUGGAAAAUUAUAUCCUAUUGAAAUGGAUUAUGGCGAAGAAGAGGCUCUAAAAUUAGACAUUACAGAUUCUGAAUCAAAAUUGCCAGUACAAGUUCAAGAUCUUGUUAGAAUGAUCUUCGAUAUUAAUUCAAUGAAAAAACUUAUGAUGGAAUUUGAAUUGGAUACAGAAAAAAUGCCCUUAGGUAAGUUGAGCAAAUCUCAAAUACAAAAGGCGUUUGGUGUUCUUAGUGAACUACAAACUUUGAUCAAUGAAAAAGCAGAAAAAUCCAGAUUUAUAGAUGCUUCUAAUAGAUUCUACACGUUUAUACCACAUUCUUUUGGUAUUGAAGAUCCACCAAUUCUAGACGAUCCCGAAGUAAUAAAGCAAAAAAUUUUAAUGUUGGACAGUUUAACGGAAUUGGAAGUUGCAUACAAUUUGAUGAAAUCAUCUGGUUCAGAACACACAGUAGACAGUUAUUACAAUCAACUAAAUACUGAAUUACAAGUUUUGGAACGUGGCACUGAGGAAUUUAGCAUCAUUAAUGAAUAUGUUCAAAAUACUCAUGCAGCUACUCAUGACAACUAUGAACUAAUUAUUGACGAAGUCUUCACUGUUAAACGUCAAGGUGAAGACAAACGAUACAAGCCAUUCCGUAAGCUGCCUAAUAGAAAAUUAUUAUGGCACGGUUCUAGGGUAACAAAUUAUGCUGGUAUAUUAUCUCAAGGUCUUCGAAUUGCUCCUCCAGAGGCUCCUGUUACUGGUUACAUGUUUGGUAAAGGUAUCUACUUUGCCGAUAUGGUCUCCAAGUCUGCUAAUUAUUGUUGUACGGAUUCAACUAAUCCUAAAGGUCUUAUGUUAUUAUGUGAUGUAGCUCUAGGAAACAUGUAUGAGAGAUUGAAAGCCGAUUACAUAACCAAAUUACCAAAAGGAAUGCACAGUUGCAAAGGUGUAGGAAGAACACAUCCAGAUCCAUCUGUAGUGAAGAAAAUUGGAGAUGUAGAAGUUCCUGUUGGUAAAGGAGUACCUUCCAAACAAUCUUCUUCUCUUUUAUACAACGAAUAUAUUGUAUACGAUGUCGCCCAGGUGAAUGUGAAGUAUUUAUUGAAAAUGCAUUUCAAAUAUAAAUACUAGGAAAACUAAGACCACUUCGACUUCAAAUUAACUAUCUGCCUCUAAUUAUUACAAAACUAAGCUAUAAUUUGUAGAUCUGAUAAGUUCAAUCUUUCAUGAUUUACUUUGCAUGAAUUUUUGUUAUAAAAUGUUUACCUUAAUUUUUCUAUUCACAUGGAAAGAUGAACAUAUUCAACAUAUUUUAACAAAAUUUCAUAAUUCUUGCUCAUUUUCCACAUCCAUAAUUGUUUUUUCUCAAUUUUAAUUGAUCUUUUCAGAUUUAGUGUUUGACUCGUUUUUUUUUAAAUCUACUAUUGUGUCCUAAUUUCAUAUAUACUAGCAUUUUCAGCCUUAUAUGAAUGAAUAAUAUUCAAACAAUCAAUUUUGUGCUGUAUUUGACUACAUCGUCGCUCAAACCUACCCUUUUGAAAAACACGGAUUUUAUUAUAUUUAAAGUAUUAUAAGCAUCUUUUAUUGUAAAGUCAGGUUAAUCAAUUUCACUCUUAUUCUUCGCCUUCAUACAUCAGUAAAUGGCAAAACAAAUGUGACUAAUCAGCAUUAGUUAGUUCUCCACAGACGGCUAAAUCAUUAUCAAAGGUAACGAUUUAAUCGAACUCAGUCUCAUGAAAAUGUAAUUCAUCUUGCCACGUCCUAUCAAGUUCGGCAUAUGGAAAUUCGUUGGUCAUCUUCGCAUGUUACUUUGACCCCAUUUUUUUAAGCAGUUUGCAAUGGUUUUUUUAGUGAAUAGAUUCCAAGCUUUGGUGAUUACCCACGUGGUUUAUGAAACAUUAAUUAUAGUUGACGUUUGGCGUUCAAUAUCAUUAAGACGUUGUCUGACAAGUUAUUUUCUUAAAGCUUUGAAUGGUACCUUUGUCCAGGAGUUGUAGUUUCGGAGUGAUAGUUGGAGGCAAGUACUUUAUUUCUAUAUUUUCCAAGUUAGGAACAGUAAAAUUAUUGAUGUCUUUUCUUUUAUCUCUUUAUCCAGAGUUUUAAGCCAACAGCAGAAAGUUUAUUGUUUUAUAACUUUAAACUAAGAAUGUGUUGUAAAAAUCGUUUACUGGGUUACUUCAUGGAUAUAUUGUCAUUUUUGGAUCAAAUAAUUUUAUUUUUGUGAGAAAUGUCUUAAUUUUGAUAAAUCCCUGUAAGUUUGCAAUUAACUUGGGAGCAUCGGUAAAAUUAGUUGGAUUUUGAUGAAGUAAAUUUUUGGAAUCCUAAAUGGACUUCCCUUAUAUUCUUUUUUUAAUCAACAUUACUUAAAUCGUAAGUAAGAAAUUGUUUGUUUGAUUUGUUUCUUGUAGUUUGUUAUAUAAAAAUACAUCACUUAUUACAUGAACAUGUUGUAAUAUUUGAUCACACUGGUUGAUAUACAUUUUCAGUUGCUUUUGCUAAAACAUUUUGAAUUAUACAAAAUGGUAUGACUAAUCAAUAACCAAUACAAUUAACAGAAAAAAUUUUGAAAUAAUGAAAAUACGUUGUCGUUAUGUGUUUAUAGUAUUUCCUAUUUAUCAAAUUCCAUUAAUUUAUUAAUAUUAUUUUAACUUUUAUCAGUUAAAAUAUUUUGAUCAGUUUUAAACUUGAUUUUAAUUUUCAACUGUAUAAAAAAAUUCCCUUCAACAUGUGGCGACCAUGUCAUGUGACCUUGCAGCUAAAAAUACUUAAUACAGGUGUACAUUUCUCCAAACAAAAUUCGUCAAUAAAACGAAAAUCUGUCCACACCUGACUGACUGAUACCUGACCCUGGAAAUUCCAAGUAACCUUUUUAAUGCCCUACUAGUAUACAAUCAAAUUAAUCCUCCUCGAUAUACCUGAUUCACUUUUUAGGAAAAACCACCUACCUUCUAUCUUUCCAUUGUUACAUACUUACAUGAACCCAGACGAGCUGAAUCUGUGGAAACGGUGUAGCUUCACUGAAACUUCGGCGUUCGAUGUCUGUCUCAAGACAUAUUGAACUUCUCCUCGAUUCUAAACAUCUAGCUAGAGUUCGUGUUAGUAUGGAACAAUGAGAAGGUAACUGCCUCCUACCUUGUAUAUGUAUUGGUUUUUCCCAAAAAGGUAUAUCAAGAAGGAUUAAUUUAAUUGUAUGCUAUUAGGACAUUAAGAAGGUUACUCGGAAUUUCCUGGGUCAGGUGUGGACAUAUUAUCCUUUUAUUUGUUCAGAGAAAUGUUUACUUGUAUUAAGUAUUUUUAACUAUAAGGUCACAAGGCGUGCACAAGAAUUUAUCUUAUAUUGCUAUUGCAUUGCAUUGCAACUGAUCAUAUGUAUACAUUUAAUUUUGUUUUUAGUUCUAGAAAUGUUACCAUAUA